Synchiropus splendidus (mandarinfish) is the source of this 13697-nucleotide messenger RNA. It is a transcript of the gene sipa1l1, whose product is annotated as signal-induced proliferation-associated 1 like 1. The transcript has 22 exons. The record is from RefSeq and is a predicted model, not a curated record. Gene Ontology annotation, biological process: activation of GTPase activity; regulation of small GTPase mediated signal transduction. NCBI's taxonomy places the organism in Eukaryota, Metazoa, Chordata, Actinopteri, Syngnathiformes, Callionymidae. Bases 4189 to 9705 code for a protein of 1838 amino acids. Gene Ontology annotation, molecular function: protein binding; GTPase activator activity. Gene Ontology annotation, cellular component: cytoplasm.
CAAACCAACAUGUUGUUCUAUAAAAGAUCACUCUGCCUGGAAGUGUGUGGUUGUUGUUGUGAUUGUGCAGGGAGAAGGUUUUUAUCUUCAAGUUGGAAACAGCACGUUUUGUUCCCGUAAACGCUGUACUUCUCUGUCUGUGUAUUUAUGUCUCGCUCCAUCUCGCCUUUUUUCCCUGAUUCUUUAUCACCUCCUCCUCCGGCUGGCGAUGCUUCUCUUCUUCUCCUCCCACACAGGCAGAGUCACACAGAUACAGACUCUACUAUAGUCACUCAAAUGUACAGGGGGGUGUUGUGGAGGAAACGGAUACAACGAGAGGUUUCAAUCAAUUAAUCCUUGGUUUUCAGGGCAACCUUUUUUCUGGAGACAAUACAGCUGAACAUGUGUAAAAAAAAAAGGAUGGGAAGAGGGCAAACACGCAUUUAGGUGUCAGGGGACGAGCACUUGUGUGUGGAACAGAGCAAGUUGUAGAAGCUCUGGUGGUUCCUCACUCAGGGGAGCAGAGGGUUGUGAGCCAAUUACUGAGGCUUCACUUCCUCUGCUUGUUACUGGCAUCCUCCUCUGUGAGGUUGAUUUAAACAUCCAGUGAGCCACCACCUUCUUCUGUCAACUGACAUAUUAAGUGGGUGAAUGUUAUGAGGGACAAAGUUUCUGCUUGUUUGUGUCUCUUGAUGUGUGACCUGCUGGGAACCCACCUCCCAUCGCCAAUGAACCUUUUGGUUUUUGAAGGAACCAGACAUGUUGUUGACAGUUAUGGUUUGAGGCACUGUCGUCCUUGUGGGUCAUGAUGUGGACAUGCCUUGAAGCUGAUCGUCUCGUGGGCAGUAGCUCCAGACCAUGAGCUUUGACUUCCUGCUUCAUUUCUUACCAUGAAGUCCCAUAUAUCUCAACAUAUAGUUCACAGUAGAAAGACAUGCCGUCUCAAAACAGCAAGGCGACUUGACUGUGUCACUAUUUAAUGAGGUGUGCAACUGUGCCCAAAGUGCCAGACACUAUUUUUAAGACACAUUAUCAUAAGUUAGCAUGUUAUUUUCAGGACAGAAAUAGAGUUCAUGUAGGAGAGCUGCAUUUAUAUAACCUGCUGUACUUCUGACUGCUGCUUAUGUAAGAGAAUCUAUCUGGAGGUGAAACGUGUACAAUGGCUACAUCUGUACCCCCCUCCUCACCCUGCUGCCAUCAGAGCGCCGCCAUGUUUGACUCUUUUAAUGCUGCCGGACCUGAGUCUGUUUGUGACGCUCUGUUAGAAACAGCGUUGGUUAUCUUGUCCACUCGUCUUUUCUUUCUGUCGCUCGCUGUGUUGCAUCUCCGCCCACAUGCUCUCAGGUCGUGGGAGGAAUCCGUCCUCCUCUCUCCGUCUCUGUCGCUCUCCCCUUCCACAUCAUUAUGACCAGCGCUUGAUUCAACGCACCCAUCAUUGCUGGUGACUCUUUCUCUCCGGUCCAGCGCAGUGAUCCACUUCAAACCCCCUCCUCUCGCUGUAAUUGGGCCACUGACUAUGUAUCAGCUUGAAAUCAGCAGACAAGGUUUUUUUUUUUAGGUUUAAUGGUUCGGCUGCACUCUGACGAAAAGGUGCUAACAAGAGGAACUUAAAAAGUGGACCUGGUGGUAGUCAGUUUAAAAAUGAAAUCCACUAGACAUUGGCUUGUUAAACAUUCAGCGAAGAAAAGCUGGCAGUUUUAAGAAGACAGUUUCAAAGAAGUGUGAUUUAGAAAAUUAAACUUCAUGGCUGUCAUGGAUUAGGUGGACGAAAAAGAACAAAAAUCUUUUGGGUUGUAACAUUCCCUUGUGGUGGUGAAAGUGAAUGUGAGAAAUAAUACAUUUAAUUUCUUACACAUCUUCAUAUUCAGAGAAUGUGUUUUGCUCCUAUGAUGUAUAUACUCUUCUAUAAAUCCAUCCUGGCUAUUUUAGAUAGCUUUUUUUAUUUCUCCUAAAUGUGACUUUUUGAAUUUACAUGGACCGAGAACUUCGACCUGAGCGUCUCUCUGCUCUCUUGUGUUGCUGGUCUUCUCAUGUCUGAGCGCUCACUUCCUCUGGAGUGGACAGGAAGUUCCCUGGAUGUGUUUCCAGCUGGAAUUUUCUGGCGCUUUCUCAGCUUUGGUGCAACUGAGACUCAGAGUUCAGAAAGUGAUAGGAAGGAAACUAGAUUGUGUUGAACAAAGCGGCAUUUCAACACCUUCACCACCCAAAAACACUCGUAAUUUCGGAUUUGCUUCUCUAAAUCUUCUCUCCAGUAGCCCAACUGUUUUAUUUUUUUUGUCUCCAGUUCUUCUAUUAUUUAUAUCUUCUCUGAAUAUAUUUUUACUCUGAGUCACUCGGAAGGAAGUUGAUGCUGCGUUUCAGAAGAUGUAUUUUUAUCAGUUCUAACAAUAAGAUGUGUGUCUUUCCUGCCUGCUUGUGCUGGGACGCUUGCGUGUCAUGCUGCUCUGAUCUUCGGUUCCAAAGCUAUUGCAUCUCUUCAAAUCUUGAAAAUUCUUGUUUUGCCCUCUGAAAAGCUAGUUUACUGCAAAGUCACCACAGAAGCUUUAGAGUUAGUGGGCUAACCUCUUUGUUUUGGACUGUGGGAGGAAACUGGAGCAACUAUGAACAUAGUCUGUCUAUGGUCUUUUGGCAAUCUGAAAUGAAGUUUAACGCAGCUGUAGUUUAUUCAGGGUCAACAUCGGAUCUGAUGUUCAGGCCUGAGAGUCUGAGGGAGGUCUGGAGCUGUACCACUUGAGCUGUUGUCACAAUCAGUUCAACAUUGCUGCGACCACGUGCAUUUAGUGGAAAUGCUGGACCCAAAAUCAGCCACUGAACCUUCCUGUUUCCCGUGGCUGUGGGACCAGUCAAACCCUCUCCUAAUCCUCUUCCCCAACUUGGCAGGGUGAACCAGGGUAAAGGGCAAUUGUAAGUCUGAGGCCUAUCACCAACUGUAUUGAAAAGAGAGUCUGACCUAAAGGACGGUUUGUAAUGUUUGUACCGCCUUGCUGUGUUUCCUGAUGGAAAGAGUACAGCCAUUCUCUCUCUGGGUGUGUGUGUGCUGAGAACCCAAGGUUGCACGUUGAGCCUUUAAAUAAAGUAUGCAAUCUUUAUAUAACGUGUGAGGGCAACGUUUGCAACAAUAUGUUUUCUUUCUACUUUGCCAUAUUUUCCUCCAUCACUGUGAGUCCAUCUGUUUAUCCCUCCACACUCUCUCUCUCACACACACUCGACUGAAAGCCGCGAUCAGCGAGCUCCUUUCUCAAUCCUACUCACUCCUCCUCUCUCUCUGCAGCGCCACUUCGACACACCGCUGCCCACGCAGAAUGUGCCGUUUUGGAGAUCUGCAGCGGGACGUAAUCCUCAGCUCAAUUGCUCCAGAUAACGUUUCCGAUGUGCUGAUGUAUUUAAGGUUGUUUUGGGAACUGUUUUGGGAACCGACUGGCGCCGGACACUGGAGACACUAGCAUGUUGUUGGUUCAUAAAUGUGUAUUCCCCAGUGCAGUGGGUUGCUCCCAUCCUUCCUAGCAUUUCCCCUUUCUUGGCCGUUUCCUCUCGCUGUCUUACAACUCUGCUCAUCAUAUUAAUUGCACCACAGCUCUAAUACUCUAUUAUUCACCGCGGCUAUUUCCGUCACGCGGGCCGCCAGGGGCUGCCAGUGAUUGCCAGGGGUGGACUGAGAUGUUGAGCAGGGUGGUGGCGCAGGGUGAGGGAGAGCCACGCUGGUACCCGAGUCGACAGCAAGCGGCUGUUGAGCAUCAUGUGAUUGACGCAGAUUAGAGGCUCUCAGAGUCUGUGCGGAGGCGGUUCUCUCUCUCGGCUUCGCUGCCGCGGCACAGCUGACUGAAGCGCUUGUGUUUGAAUGUGUUGCGUCGCUUUAAUGACAUUUUGUUCUUUUCUCUUCUAUUAAUUGGAAUCGGAAUAGAGGCCGACAUGGGUUUGUGAGCGCAAGCCGCAAACGUGCUGCUGACAAGUCGGAAAGAACGUUUGAGCUUUUAUAGAUGGGAAUUUUUCCUUUUCAUCCAUCCAUCCACUGUGGCCAGGCUUCUGUAAUGGAGGUCCAGACGUCCCUCUACCUGGAAAUGUCUGAGCACUCAACCUCAAGUGCACCUGAUGUGUCCAUGAGAUGCGCUCAUCCCAGCUGUCUGUGGGCAUUAUGUUGACCAAAGGCUAAUCCCAUCAACACCCCAUUUUUUCUUCUCCCUCCCGUUUCCCUUCCCUGUGAACUCCACCAUGACCAGUCUGAAGCGGUCUCAGACGGAGCGCUCAGUCGGCGGCUCUGUGCCAGCGACCGACGAGUUCUACACACGGCGCCUGCGGCUGCCAAAUGGAGGAGCUCCUCCACCGCGCAGUGAGAGCACCCACAUCUCCUCGUCCUCCAACACCGGAACCAACCCUGGUGUUCCUAAAAUGGGGGUCCGGGCACGUGUGGCCGACUGGCCACCCAGGAAAGAUGGGGGAGGGGGAGGUGUUUGGCAUAUCACUGUGGAAACGGACUCUCCUAGCAGCUCCACCACCACCAGCUCUUCAGGGUCAGGAAGUGGAGAUAGAGACAGACUUGUUGGUGGGAGUGGGAGUGGGGGUGGGGUGGGUAGUGGGGGCAGUGGUGGAGGUGCGGUGUCUGCUCACAGCAAUCUCUCUGCCAAGCUGGGCCACCUGAUAAGCCCCCAGGACUCAUCUAUGCUUCGCAACAUCCAUAACACACUGAAGAACAAGAUGCAAAGCAAAGGGAAAGACAAUCGCUUCCUGUCACCAGAUGGUUAUCUCGGCUCCCCUCGCAAAGGCAUUAGACGCAUCCGCCAGCGCAGCAACAGUGAUAUCACUAUUAGUGAACUUGACGGGGAGGGUAAUGAAGGCUGGUCUUUCUCUGGGUGGACACCCAUGCACCGGGAGUAUGGGAGCACUUCCUCCAUAGAUAAACACGGGGUUUCAGGGGAGAGUUUCUUUGACAUGUUGAAAGGGUAUCAGUCCUCUGAGGCUCCAGAUCAGCGAAGUCCCGCCCCAGAGAGACUCACAGAGCUCUUGACAGUAGCUCCUGUAAAACAGGCUGCCUUAGACUUACCAGAUGGACCUUUGGGCCCCAUCCGAGGGAGUCCCGCCAGUCGACUGAAAGAACGAGAGAAGCACUUGAAGAGGAGGUCAAAGUCGGAGACGGGCGGAGAGUCAAUUUUCCGCAAAUUACGGAGCGUGAAGGUGGACGGCGACUCAUCCAGGGCCGGUUCUGAUGCUGAGGAUGGGGGCAAGGGUGACGACGGCAGCCUGCCUCCCAAACCGUGGCUGUGCCAAAAGGGAUUUGCCCAUUUUGACGUCCAGUCUCUCCUCUUUGACCUCAAUGAGGCCAUACAGAGCCGGCAGCUGGGAGCAAAGCGCAAGAACACCACCACAGGUGCUUCGGCGGCUGCCGCCGCUUCAGCAACAUCCUCCCUCUCUUCAAACCAGUGCGGUGUGUACGGGUCGCCGUGUGGAUCCCAAGAGGAGCUCAGCAAAGAAGGGGCUGGGCACAGUACCAACCCUGCCUUGGAUCCUGGCGAUGACAAGAGCAAUGAGCUGGUGUUGAGUUGCCCCUGUUUCAGGAACGAAAUCGGCGGAGAAGGGGAGCGGAACAUCGUCCCUGCAAAACAGCAGGGCAGCAUCGGCAGCGGCGGGAGCUCCAGCAGUUCUCCGGGGAGCACAGAGGAGGGGCCGCUCGAGGCGACGCUGACUUCUCAUUUUACCAAUGCUGGAGUGGCUGUGCUGGAAUCCCCUAAGGACGGGCCCAGCCAGCACGCCGAUCGGUCCAAGCGAUACAUCGUGGAACAUAUUGACCACGGUGCCUACUACUACAGGAAGUACUUCUACCUGAGAGAGCACUGGAACUACCUGGGCUUGGAUGAAAAUCUGGGCCCAGUGGCCGUAAGCCUGAGGAGGGAAAAGCAAGAAGAACACAAGGAGCACGGCCAGCAGUACAACUACCGGGUCAUUUUCAGAACCAGCGAGUUAAAUACCCUGCGAGGCUCCAUCAUCGAAGACGCCGUCCCGUCCACAUCCAAGCAUGGCCUGGCCCGAGGUCUUCCUCUCAAAGAAGUUCUGGAGUACAUCGUGCCCGAGCUCAACGUUCACUGCCUGCGCCUCGCUCUCAACACGCCCAAAGUCACCGACCAGCUGAUGAAGUUGGACGAGCAGGGGCUGAGUUUCCAGCGCAAGGUGGGAGUGAUGUACUGCAUGUCCGGGCAGAGCAGCGAGGAGGAGAUGUACAACAACGAAUCCGCCGGACCGGCUCUGGAGGAGUUCCUCCAUCUGCUGGGGGAGCGCGUACGACUCAAAGGCUUCUCAAAGUACCGGGCCCAGCUGGACACCAAGACUGACUCCACUGGAACGCACUCCCUGUACACCAGCUACAAAGACUACGAGAUCAUGUUCCAUGUGUCCACGAUGCUGCCCUACACGCCAAACAACAAGCAACAACUGCUACGAAAGAGACACAUUGGAAACGACAUUGUCACCAUUGUGUUCCAAGAACCCGGGGCUCUGCCUUUCACCCCCAAAAACAUCCGCUCCCACUUUCAACACGUCUUUGUGAUCGUCCGGGCGCACAACCCCUGCUCCGAAAACACCUCCUACAGCGUGGCGGUCACCCGUUCCAAAGACAUGCCGUCCUUCGGGCCGCCCAUCCCUGAUGGCGUAACCUUCCCAAAGUCGUCGGUGUUCCGGGACUUCCUGCUGGCCAAGCUCAUCAACGCCGAAAACGCCGCCCACAAGUCCCACAAGUUCCAGGCCAUGGCCACCAGAACCCGGCAGGAGUACCUGCGGGACCUGGCCGAGCGGCACACCACCAACACCCCCAUCGACCCAUCCGGCAAGUUCCCCUUCAUCUCCCUGGCCCACAAGAAGAAGGAGAAGAGCCGGCCGUAUUCGGGGGCGGAGCUCCGCAGCCAAGGAGCUGUGUGCUGGCCCGUCCACGUGGAGGACCACGGCACUGGCGCCGAAAUCGAAGCCUUAUUGGCCAUCUCCAACGAUUUCCUCAUCCUGCUGGACCAGGAGGCCAAGGCCGUGGUCUUCAGCUGCGCGACGAAGGACGUGAUCGGCUGGACGCUGGGCAGUCCGGCGUCUCUGCGGGUUUUCUACGAGCGGGGUGAGAGCGUGGCACUGAGGAGCGUCGGGAACAACACCGAGGACUUCAAGGAGGUGGUCAAACGUCUGGAGCUGCUGACGAAGGGCUGCGAAACAUCGGAGAUGACUCUUCGUCGUAACGGCCUCGGACAACUCGGCUUCCAUGUCAACUACGAAGGGAUUGUUGCUGAGGUGGAGCCGUAUGGUUACGCCUGGCAGGCCGGACUACGCCAGGGCAGUCGGCUGGUCGAGAUCUGCAAAGUGGCGGUGGCAACGCUGACUCACGAACAGAUGAUCGACCUCCUCCGCACGUCGGUGAGCGUCCGCGUGAUCAUCAUCCCGCCGCACGACGACGCCACCCCCCGCAGAGGAUGCUCCGAGCUCUACCGGAUGCCCGUGUCGGAGUACAAGAGCAGCAGCACCGACAGCGGCUCCUUCGAGUACAAGUUUCCUUUCCGCAGCAACAACAACAAGUGGCAGCGGACGUCCAGCAGCCCCCAGCAGUCGCUGACCGCCUCGCCGCAGCCGCACACCCCCAACAGAGCCAUCAGUCUGGGCAGCUCGGUGGGUAAGACUCUGUCUGCCGAGCGGCUGGAGAGAGGAGCCGUCAUCCCCCGCAGUGUCAGCAGCGACGGCCGACCGCUGGACACCAAGAGGAUGUCUCCGGGCAGCGAGUCCUACAGCCUGGCCUCCUCUCUGGCUCUGGGCCGCUCCCCUCACAACCGCAGCUCUCCCAGCAACCUGUCGUGCUCCAGCGACGCCUCCGGCGCCUCCGCCCACUGGAGGCAGAAGUCCAUGCCAGAACAGUUCGCCAGUAACCGCCACUCACCGCUGUCGUCGGAGAGGCAGGUGGUGGGCGAAGGGGGCUCUGGCGGGAAGUCCCAGAACUGGUCCCGGAUGGAGGAUGGAGGGAGUGAGCGAGGAUCGACAGAAGCGCCGCUGCCCAAGUCCGGCCCGGGCUACUCUGGGGGUCCUCGCAUCCAGAGGCAGGAGCAGGUCAUCCAUCUGUCCCCGAAGAAGAGUAGCCAGUCAGACGGGCCGUACUCGGGUCACUCCAGCAGCAACACUCUGUCCAGCACUGCCUCUAGUGGCGGACACAGCGACAGCGACAAAUGGUACGAGUUGGGGGCUGGCGGGGGCUCCAGCGGGGACCAGGGUGACCCCGAGCCCAACGGUCUGGGAGGAGGGGGCUACCUGCAGGGCACCUCCACCGACAGCGGCAUCGACACCAGCUCCUACGGGCCGCCCCACCACUCGCACCCCCAUUCCCACCACGGCAGCACCACGUCGCUGCUGGCGCCCGGCGGCAGCCGAGACCGGUCGGUGUCUCCUUGGCACAGCCCGACGGAAGGGGGUCGGCGGAUGCUGGAGCGGUCUCCCGCCGCCGCCGAGUCUCCCGGCCCCCCUGCAGAGAGGAGCUUGGAGGGCACGGGCAGGACCCCCCCCACUCACCUGCUGGUCCGGGACAGCAGCACCUUCAGCCUGAGCGACGGCGGCUCACACUCCAGGUCUGUCCUCACCGUCGCCCCCUUGUGCGUGAGCACGUCCCAUGAUGUUGUUUGUCCCGGCAGACACUCGGCCCACAGCUCCCCCAGGGACGACCCCUCCUCCUCCACUACAUCGCCGUCCUCGCAGUCCUCCGUGUCUCCGGGCCCCAAGAGCUUCUACCCACGGCAGGGGGCUCAGUCCAAGUACCUGAUCGGCUGGAGGAAGCCCGGCUCCACCAUCAACUCGGUGGACUUCGGUGACAGCCGCAAGAAGUCUCCAGGAGAAGGAGGGCUGGAGGUGAUGCCCACGCCGGCGGCCCGCCCGUCUCUGAGGGACAUGCACUCCCCUCAGCAGCACGCCAAGUCCACCAUGGAGGAGGACAUGAAGCGCCACAGCGCCCCCGACAGCCCGCCGCUGCCCAGGAGACACAAGGACAAGCAUCCCCCGAAGUCUCCGCCCGCACCGAGCCGCCGCCGCUCGCUGCACCGCACGCUGUCGGACGAGAGCAUCUACCGCGGUCAGAGGCUGCCGUCGCUCAGCGACUCCAUCACGGACCCGGCGCUCAACGCCGACAGCCUGUUCAGCUGCUCCACGCUGCCUCGCUCCCCCACCACCCGGGGCGUCCCCCUCCGACGGCCCUCCUACAAGCUGGGAGUCAAACUUCACGGCGACCUGUCGGCGUCCGACACGUCCCUGGUGGACCUGGUGGAGCGGCACCGCGGGCCCCUCCCCAAAGAGCUGAUGCCACUGCCGUCCUCGGGCCGCGACAGCCCGCUGGACUGGACUCACCUGGUGGACGUGGCCAACACCUUCGACACGGAGAGGAACACUCACUACGUCCAGAGAAGCUACAUGUUUGGGGACGCCAACCAUCGCAGCAGCGGAGCGUCCAGUCCCCAGCAGCCGCACAUCGAGCUGCAGCCGGCGCCGCUGUCCAGACCUCAGUCCAGCGACGGCCACAUCAGCCUGGAGAGGAAGGUGACCAAGCUGGAGGCCAUGGUGAAGAUGCUGCAGGACGACCUGAAGAAGGAGCGCGAGGAGAAGCUCCGCCUGCAGGGUCAAGUCAAGCGCCUGUGGGAGGACAACCAGCGGCUCCGGGAGGAGUCCAAGACCUCGGCUGCCAAGCUGAAGAAGUUCACCGAGUGGGUCUUCAACACCAUCGACAUGAACUGAAGGCCGCCUGCGCUCACUCACUGUCGCACACUCCGACGAGGGAACCAUCCGCACAGCUCCUGAUUUUCUCUCCCGCCGCACCUCCAGAAGAUCCGGACUCGCCCGGCGUCACCUUCUCGGCUCGUGUCCGAGCAAUAAGACCUUUUUCCUGAAGCUCAUUUGUCCUGACUCGACAGCACAAACCCGAUCUAAGCCAUGGACCAGACCCGAGCUUGGACCAGUCUCAAAGCAAUAGGAAGAAACACCUCCUGAGCUGACGCCGUGGGGGGUUUUCGGGAGGAACGUCCCGAGGAUCUUCAGACUUGAACAAGGGACGUUUUUAUUUGAUUUAAUUUAUUCUCUUGUACAAUAGUCAUCAGUGUUGAGUUCCUGCACCUUGGGAUUAUUGCGCUUUAAACUUCUUUCAGAUUGCGUAUUCUGUUGUAGCUUGUGGUGCCUGAGCCUGCAGUUGUGUUGCUUUCAGUGAGCUCUAGUGGUGACCAGUGGAACAUGUCAUGGAUAUUAAAUGUGCCGCCGUCUUUCGUAUGUUCCCCCCGCCAACUUUUCCACGCCUCUUCAGCCGACAUGAGCGCAGGACGGGAGCGACAAUCACAGCGUGCAUGUGUGCGUGCGUGCGUGCGUGUUGUCAUCCUCAGGUUAGUUGUUCUCGGGCAGAACGGUGUGUGUGUGUGUGUGUGUGUGUGUGUGUGUGUGUCCAUCCAGCUGUGCCUGCAGUCCAGUGUGGUGGUGCCUUCGAUACAUCUGCCAACAGACGUUUCAUUACCGCGCUCUGCCAGAGGAGCAACGCUUGUUUCUAGUGGGAAAGACGAGUGGAAUCUGGGGCUGCUCAUUAUGACCACCAGUCUGACCUUGGUUUCCUCUUCUUGCUGUUCUCAGUGUGCGAAAGUCUGAAGUCGACUGAGCCAGGGUUCUUACCGUCUUGAGCCGGGUCCUGCUCCUGGGCACCUCUGGACCUUGAGGUUCAGAAGGUCAGAAUGUUCAGCCCUGCUUUGAUAGCCACUGACCACUGUUGGGAGCUCUUCAGUCACCCGCAAGGUACCAUCCAGGUGGUCGUAAUGAUAUGGCUCGUGAGGUUUAGUUCAAUUAGUACAAGAGUCUUCUUUACUCAAACCUUUGUUUACCUCGAAACACGCAGCUACAUUAGCAUCAAAAACUUGAAACAUGUUGGAUUGUUGUUAGCCGCUAAGCUAACAUAGCACAACCAGUGUGCUAGCACCCGUGUGCUAACGUUAGCUGACAACAAAAUGACACAUUAAAAAUUGUGAACUCAAGUCUUUUAGUCCUUGAACAAACACGUAAUACUUUCCCAAAUAAUACCCUUCUGAUAAAUAAGAAGAAAUAUGUUCCAAAGAUUUUAAAGUCAACCACGUCUUGUAAUUUCAUUCUUAAUAAAUCAGUAAGAUUUCAAUCAUCUCAUUGAAUUUUUCUGGACUUAUUGAAGUAUUUUUAGCCCGACUCCCUUCAAUUACUGACAUGUGACUCUUAAAUGAUAUGUAAUACAUUUUUUAUAAAAAUAAAUCUACAGAUUUAUUAGUAAAAAUAUUGCUGAAUCAUCAUCUUCACAGUCCUAAAAACAUUUCUGAUAUUCUGAAGUGAAUAAUAAUAAUGUCCGAAAAAUACUUUUUCUUCAUUCAUUUUUUGUUAGUUGAAAUGGCAUUGUGCCCCAACGGUACUGGGUGAAAUUAACUCUUAAAAUGCAUCAAUAGAAAACAUGUCAACUUUUGAAAUUUGUUUUUCCAGACAAUUUUAUACUGAAUUUCCAUUGAAUUUACAGUUUAGUUGGUUUAAAGUUUCAGUCAUUGAAAAGCGCGUCACUGACUUUAUUUUGCGUUUUUCUCCUACAUUGCUGGUAUUUUGGGAUAAAACUGAGGUGUCUUUGUGUCGCCAUCUGUGAGUUUAAAAACCUCUUGUCGCUGAUCAAAAGUGAAACAGCUUAAAAACCACAUUUGCGCCCGGAACAUUGCGACCAGUUGGUGGUGCAGCCUGGACGUUUGUGCGUGUGCCUUCAGAGUCGACGAGUCAAACCAACCCGACACCUGAUGUUUUCGGACGCGACACCCGGGGUCAAGUCAGGUCAAAGGCCUUAAACUUCAACAACAAGCCAUAACCGCUAAAUUCACACCCACUCCACGUGGUGGCGCCGCGCUUGAAUGUGUUAAGAGAACUUGUUUACUGACCAACAAACAGCUAUUUAAUAUUUUUGGGAUUACUUCAGCAGUGGUUCUGUUUUAAGAAUCGAAGUGGGGCGCUCGAAUUUCAGUCACCCACAAAUGUGAAUCGACGUAGUUGCCAUGGUUACACCUUUGCUGUCGCUAACGCUGAAGUGUUUUUUAGCGCUCGGGUUUUCGGACGGACAAACGUCACUAAAUGUGUCACUCCUCCUUUUCCUUUUCUCGCUGUUGCUUUUACAAAUGUGAAUAUUCCGAUAUAUAUAUUUUGCACGUUUCUGUUUGUUUUUGAUUUUUGUAAAUAUCGGCUAGAGUUUGAAGGUUUUUGAGGGAAGGACUCCAUUGUUUCUUGUUUCAACGUACUGAAGUGAAAACUUGCUCUGUGUUUCGGGAACAUUUCGCUUUUAUUUUGAAACCAGAAAUAAAAGUUGGAAGUCUGACCACUGACCAGGGAAGCGACAUAUUUCCCAACUUGAGACUUGAGAAUUCAACGUAUAAAUGAGCGAUAAAACUAAACAAACAGGAAGUCGUCACCUCUUGAUUCCUAGCGCAACAUUUUCGCCAACUCUGAAAAGGACGUUUAAAUUCUUUAGAUGCAGCCUUGCUAGGUUUACGAGAAAUAUUGUAAUAUAGUUAUUUUCAAUCUCAAUUUUCGGCUGAUUUUGACGAUUUAUUCUGACACUUGGCAAACUUCGGAAAAAUAAACGUUGACACCUUCUUUCUUUGUUUAGCACCUUCUGAAAAGUAGCGUUCAUUGAGGAAGCACAAACGGCACAAAAACCGUGUUCAUGGAAAACUUUGUUAAUGGACGAAAAUGUUCCGCAUUGAGUAUUAGUCUAGCUGGCAGUGUAGUGUGUUUGGUAAUAAACAAAUUCAAGUUGCAUCGUUUAUCAUCGGAAAAAAAAUGACAUCAGAUUUUUUUCAAUUUAUAAAGGUCAAUGAAAGUUUUUAGCUAAUUAGCUAGUGGUGUAGCACAACUUUCUGUUUGAAGGUUGAAUAACCGCAGAGACUUUAAUGUUUGGUGUGUUUAAAUGACCAUCCAUUUCAAAGCAGGAACAAAGGAGUUUACGUCCUCUUAUUAGUUAGGUGACAAUAAACAACAACAUUGAACUUUUACUUCCAGUUAAACUGUGUUUGUUUAGCAAUUUCCUGUAGAAUUUAGCAAGCAGUUUUUGCGGAAUCAGCAAAGCUAGCUGCAGGACUAAGAGCUCACAGAAAUAAAAACCAAAAUGGCCGAGUGAGGCGGCGACUUCCUCUUCCUGUUUGAGACCAAAACGGAAUUCAUCGCAUCUUCAGCACUCAUUCAGGUCGUGGUGUUUCGACAUCAUAAAACCAUGUGGUUCUCAGACUCCCUGUUUGACUGAUUCACAACAUCCUGGUUUCAAAAUAAAAGUGUCAGAAGUGUGUGGGCCGGAGAGGAAGCGAGUCACUCAGGUCCCAGGUUUCUCCACCACUGUCCAGCGGUGAGUCACGAAGGCAGCGAUGUGGCGUUCGCUUCUCUCCGGGAAUAAACGCUGCGCUGCUGUUGUCUCGCGAGGGGCCCAGGUGUCAAACGCACUUGCAGUGAUUUCUGAAAUAAAUAAACCGCCAUGAUUGACCUAUGGAGCUCCGCCUCUUCUUUGGUGUCCGUCUUUCCUCCUCAAGUGAACCUCAUCGCGUUUACCAUUAGCACGUCAACUACGCUCUGUUUGUUAGUCAAGUCAUCUGCCUUGUUUACAUGAAACCUUCACAUUGUCAUUGUCUCACCUGAACGGACAUUUCUGCUAAGAAAAUAUUUGUACAUUGUUUUGUUAUGUUUGUUGCUUGCAUCAUAUGUUUGUGUUG